Trachymyrmex cornetzi is the source of this 1169-nucleotide messenger RNA. It is a transcript of the gene Fdx2, whose product is annotated as Adrenodoxin-like protein 2, mitochondrial Ferredoxin 2. Gene Ontology annotation, cellular component: mitochondrion. Lineage: Eukaryota; Metazoa; Arthropoda; Insecta; Hymenoptera; Formicidae. The record is from RefSeq and is a predicted model, not a curated record. Gene Ontology annotation, biological process: P450-containing electron transport chain. Bases 392 to 859 code for a protein of 155 amino acids. The transcript has 4 exons. Gene Ontology annotation, molecular function: 2 iron, 2 sulfur cluster binding; electron transfer activity.
AUGCUUUGGCAUGCUUGGCACAUGAUGGCACAUGGAUUCGAUGGAUCCGAUGGAUCAGUCGUGAUUCGUCAGGGAAUUAAAGUCGAGCUGUCGCCUUAAGUCGGACACAGUCGGACAGUGUGCGAGGGGCAAGAUUGACCUGCCGUGUUUCGUUAAAAUUCAUCACUUUGGUGUUGAUUGUAGUGAAUAGUGAAGCCAGCUUAGCCAGCUCUUAUCGCGGUGUUUAUAAGAACGGACGAAUUGUGCGUUUGCGCAGACGUAUUACGAUCCGAGGUACGCGUCCGUGGAUACGCGUUCCAACGUGGUCUCUCAAACUUGAUUUUCGGCUGCGUCCUGAAUAAAAAAAACACUUGUGUACCCGUGCGAGCGAUUUGAUGCCUCACAUUGGAUAAUGGCACUGAUGCGGGGAUUACGAUCGUCUUUUGUCUUAGGAACGAAUUACGCAUUCACGUACAUGUCUAGUCAAGUUGUCCCCGCGAGAACUGUGUCUCUCAUGCAACCGCUCUUUAAGAAUAAAGAGGUUACUGUAACAUUUAUUAAAGCCAAUGGAGAAAAGAUAAAAGCAAAGGGAGAAAUUGGAAACAAUAUUUUAGAUAUUGUUGUGAACAAUGACCUUGAGUUGGAUGGUUAUGGAGCUUGUGAAGGAACAUUAACGUGCAGCACUUGUCAUUUAAUUUUUUCUAAGGAUGUGUUUGAUAAUCUUCCAGACAAACCUACAGAAGAAGAAAUUGACAUGCUGGAUUUGGCACAAGAGCGAGGACCAACUUCAAGAUUGGGCUGUCAGAUAAUCAUGACUGAAGAACUCGAUGGCAUUGAAGUAAGAGUACCAGCUACCAUUAAUGAUGCAAGACAAACAUAAUAAAUUCAGAGUUACUAUAGAUCUGAAAAACCGGGAUAAAUCAGGGAAAUUGAAAUUGAUCAUGGAAAACCGGGAAAAGUCAGGAGAAAGUGUAAGAAAGUCUAGAAUUUCGAAAUAUGCUUAAAAUUUUCUUAAACUGCUCUUAUUCCAAAUAUUUGUUAUAAUUUUUCAAAAAUUACAUCUGACAUUUUGUUAGAUCUUGUUAAAGGUGUUUAGAUAAUUUUAGACGUUUUAUAUCUACUCUUUUAGAUAUUGAUUCAAUCUAAUUAUUCUUUCCAAUAUAAUGCAACAUGUUAUGUAUAUGUAUAAU